GUUUACAUAUGGCGACCAGACAAAACACAGACAUGUGGAUGUGCCUUGACUUGUUUUUGAAGUUUAACAAACAAAAAUAGAUAUGCAGUGACUGUGUCUUGCCUCCCAGUAUGCCAAGGCGAAGAAAGUCAUUACACAAUAACAAGGCUCCCCUGAUCUUCACAGAGAGUCCAGUAAACAUACAGAGUAAUGUCCCUUCACCAGUUUAUUGUUCUAGACAUCCACUCACAGCAAAAUCAGUCCCUGUAGGGGAUCUAUCAUGGGUAUCUCCACAAUUCAGUGAAAACCAAGAGUCAACUAGAAAGGUGAAAAAACAAAGAAAACGUAGGAGUACUUCAGGCCCAAAAUGUACCUGUCAUCAUGGUUCCCACGGAAAUCCUGCUGGAGGCGCAAACAACAAAUAUGAACCAUUGAAAUUCUUUGGUGAGAAGACACCUCCUGUAACAAUUGUCGAGGAUCUUUCAUUUUCUGAAGAAGAGGAAAAUGUAAAUAUUUCUCAGGAAACAAAAUCCCCAUGUUUAAAUAGAGCUGAGACAGCCCAAAAGAGGAAAAGUAGAAGUAAAAGAAAGAGUUUAGUGUCAAAAAGAAAGCUUUUGAGUGAAAAUGAUCUUUUGAACAAACAGCCAGGGGAUCAUGAUAAUUCAGAUGACAAUUUUGACCUUGGUAACCAUGGAAACACUUCCUUUCAUACGCCUGUGACGAUUAUCAUUCCAAGGGUCAAGGCUGUUAUUGAAAAUGACCUUACAGAGGUGGAUGGGAUUCAGCAAGAACAUGAUGACUUCACUGGAACACCUGUCAACAAAAUCCAAUCACCUGUCAAAAGAUUGUUUACUUCUCUCAAAGAAUCACCAGAAACAAAUGUGUUUACAUUGAUAAAGAACAGAAAAUCUUCGAAGGCAAACACUAAUAAACCUAACAGGCUUUUGAAAAAUUUAAACACUUCAGUGUAUUCCCCGUCUGGUAGGAACAACAAUGGUCAUGUCUUAGUAGCAGACACACCGGAGGCAGACUAUGGUAUUCCUUAUAGACUUAGAAGAUUGAGAAAAAUACUGACAAAAUGUAAUAACUAGGUGAAAUAAUUAUGUAAAAGAUUCUAAUCAUCCAAUCCUUUCAACUUUCAAAGGUAUAGUUGUCCUAACUUUAUGAAUUGCAUUCAUUGACUUUUACUGGAAAAAAUAGAAAGUUUAAUAUUAAGUUUUUUAAUUUAAAAGGAAAGAUUUCAUUUUAAAAAUCUGAAAAAUUUAAUGACUUUCUUUUAAAAUAAUUUAAUUUUGGAUGUAACGUGUCUUCUGAUUGGCUGACGUUGUUUUGUUUAUCAGCUCAUAGACAUAGUUUUGUCAUGUGACCGUGACGUCAUCAACGUUUUUUCAUGGUUUACUCCGGUUUAAAAUGGAAUUUAGAAUUAAAUUAUAAGAAAUGACUGUAAUAUUUUUUCUGUCUAUUUGAAAUAACAUAAAAAAUGUGGUGCACACUUUAAAAUAACCCGCUACGCGUGUUAUUCAGUGUGCACCACAUUUUUGAUGUUAUUUCUUCAUAGACAGAAAAAAUAUUACAGUCAUUCCUUAAAUAAUCCACAUGAGUUAUUUCUAUUUUUAAUUUUUUCUUUCACAUAGAUAAUAAAACAACAAUCAAACAUUUUUGAGGACGUCACAUUCAGAACAUCUUUUCAUAUAAAUAAUAUAAAAGUUUAGACUUCAAAUUUAAAUCUAGAUUACAUUUUACUCAGCAAGCCACAUGAUAUCAACAUUGUUGAAUAUUCACUUUUCCAUCGAAUCUUUUAUUUUUGAUUAAAAAUUCUUUAAACAUAGAAAUUCAUUAUAAAACAUCAAAUUGAUUGAAUGAUUGGAAUCUUACAAAUUUCUAAUAAACACAAUAUUUUUGAUAUACGUGUGACUGGUGCAAUAUUUUUAUAUGUUAUCUUAUAUGCAAAUAAUAAUUUAUUUUGAUACAAAUAC
Mytilus californianus (California mussel) is the source of this 1955-nucleotide messenger RNA. RefSeq lists its product as uncharacterized. Lineage: Eukaryota; Metazoa; Mollusca; Bivalvia; Mytilida; Mytilidae. The record is from RefSeq and is a predicted model, not a curated record. Gene Ontology annotation, biological process: cellular response to ionizing radiation; DNA damage checkpoint signaling; recombinational repair. The coding region runs from base 111 to 1070 and encodes 319 amino acids. The transcript is spliced from 3 exons. Gene Ontology annotation, cellular component: nucleus; chromosome.